This is a messenger RNA of Scheffersomyces coipomensis, 1833 nucleotides long. RefSeq lists its product as uncharacterized. The record is from RefSeq and is a predicted model, not a curated record. Lineage: Eukaryota; Fungi; Ascomycota; Pichiomycetes; Serinales; Debaryomycetaceae. The coding region runs from base 1 to 1833 and encodes 610 amino acids. The transcript has a single exon.
AUGGAUAAUAAAAAAGUGAAUUUAACACUUAAAUUGAAUAAGUCCAUUAGUAACCUUUCUAGUGGUUCGGAUAUGGGUGCUCCAUUCACUCCAUUAGAUCAAACUUUAAAGACUCCGGUGGAUACUCCUAAAUUACAUCCUCAAUUCGGUGGUCCAGGUCUCUUAUCAAAUAAUAAUCAAAAUGGAUUUUAUUUUGCUCCUCCUCCACCCGUGUCGAAUAACAAUCAAAUGUAUUCAAAUCCUGCUUAUAAUGAAUCCGAUGAUAUUUUAACUGAUAUAGAUGAUGUUGGAGGGUCUAAUUUUAAAUCAACUCGAAAUUAUACUUUGCAUUUCACUCACACUUUUGAUCAAUUGGUAUUAUCCAUUUAUUCAUAUAUUUUAUCAUUACCAACCACAACUCCAUUUCUGGGUGCUAUUCCUCCUAGUGGAUUAGUAAGUAAAGUUGCCAAUGAAACCAUGAAUAAUUUAAUCACUAGUAUUUCCAGUAUGAAUCCUCCAUUAUAUGAUCAUCAAUCAAUUAUAAAUCUUGAUUAUUUAAGAAAUCAACAUUUUCAACCUAUAUUCUUACAACUAAUCAGAAAAAGAUUAUUGGAUUUAUGUAAUUAUAAUCAUGCUAAUAAUUCUGCCAAUGAUAAAACCAUCAUCGGUAACAAUAACAGUUAUAAUAUUAAUAUCAACAAUAUCAAUAAUAAUAGCAAUAGAUUACCUGAUUCAACCACUAUCUCAGUAACUUCAAAUACAGGAUUACGUCAAUCUUCAAUCUCAAAUUUAUCCCUUAAUGAAUUGAAUAUUCUGAAUUAUAACAGUCAACAAACUAAUCCAACUAAUGGUACUGGUCCAGCUCAACCUCCUGCAUUAAAUAGAUCUCGUUCAUCAUCUUUAAGUUUAAGAAAACAUUCUUUAACUAGAAAUAAUUCUUAUACUAGUAAUAAUUGGUUACAUGUUGGAAAUAUCAAUAGUAUAAGACCAACUACUAGUGGUGGUAAUAAUUCAAAUAAUGGCCCUAUUAAUGAAAAUUUCAAUAUGAGUACUGAUUCUUUACAAUCAAUUCAAGAUUAUGUUCCUCAGUCUUAUAUAAAUAGAAGUGCCACAAAUGGAAGUGGUGGAAGUUUUAAUUCAAUGAUGAUGGAUUAUCAAACUCCACCAAAUUCAAACAAAGGUUCAGUUUCAGGUCCAACUAUGACUCCACCUCAUUCCAAUAAUCAGACCAUUCAAAAUACCAUCAAUCAUGGUCAUAAUGCCACUCAUUCUGAUUUGGAUGAUUUCCAUUUAUAUCAACAGCAACAACAGCAACAACAACAAAAUCAACAACAGAGAUCUAGAAGUUCUUCAAGAGGAACCAAUUCAUUCCCCCAUCCAUUAACUAUCAAUACUGAAACUGCCAAUAUCCAAGCCUUGAAUGCUUUGAAUGGGGUGACUACUCCAUUAGGGUUGAACUCUUUUAGAGGUGGUUAUAACAGUAAUGUACAAGCUAAUGGUUUAACUUUAGAUUCACCAUUUAUGUCUGCUACCACUCCAUCUGAUGAUUUUGGAUAUUUCUCAAAUGGUUUUAAUCAAUUCCAACCACCAGUCAAUCAAAAUCCAUCCCAAGUUCAAUCUCAAAACCAAGUUCAAAAUCAAAAUCAAAUAUUACAACCUCCAACUAGUGCUGGCAGUAUGGUUUCUUCGAAUGCAUCAUCCUUUUAUGGUAGUGGUGGUGAAAGUCCUGUUCUUAGUGCCAAUUCUGAUGCUACUUUAUCAGAUAGUUCCAGAGGCAUUGCUAAUUUGGCCAAUCAAUUCACUUUAAGUGAAAAGAAGAGAGAUUCCUUGAAAAUGAAAAGAGGUAUUCAUUAA